AGACCACCGCCCUCAUGCUCCGCCACCGGAGGAGGACACCGCGGCUGCAUCCAUCCGUGGGCCGGACAGGACCCUCCGUCUCCCGGCCUGCCUGAGCCGGACUAACGAUUGACUCUUGUUGACCAGUUUGCAAGAGAAGACUGGAAGAUGAUUUGAAGCAACCUGAAGUCUUUAAAGAUAAACCCACAACAUGACGGAACUGGAAGCUUCUGGAAGAGCCCCGAUGGGGGAUGCCCCCCCACCGUACAUGAUAUUUGUGGUGGUCUUCCUCUUCUUCCUCACCGGUCUGCUUGGCUUCCUCAUCUGCCAUCUGCUCAAGAAGAAGGGCUAUCGCUGCCGGGCUGGAGAUAUGGAUGAUGAAGAAGAGGAGGAGGAAAAACUGGGAGCAAAUGUUGACGAUGCAGAUGAAGACAACCAGGAUACAGUGGAGCAGAUCCUCAAAUGCAUUAUUGAAAAUGAAGCCAACAUGGAGGCCUUCAAUGAAAUGUUGGGAAACCAAAAUGUCUGUGUGCGCCAUGACCCAAGGUUGCGUAAGGAGUCUAUUGGUGGAAUUCCUCCCCACCUCCAUACAGUCCACUCAGGCACCGACCUCAACACCUGUCAUCUGUGUGCCCAAAUUAAAUCUAAAAAGGGCCGCAGACCAAGCAGAACCCCUCGUUUCAAACAGCGACCUGGAGAGCAGACCGUAUUUUCUGUUGGCAGAUUUCGGGUGACUCACACUGACAAGAAGCCCCAUGGAGGUUCUAAUCCACUGGUGGCUUCAGGGGACCAGUUGGACCAGUUGCAAGACAGUGUAGAGAGGAAGGAGAGUGGGCACAACCUUAGAAACCUUUUCAAGGAUGCACGACCACCUUCAGAGAGCUCCAAUGGGGUCACUCCAAACGUAGGGAAGCGUAGAAGAAGCCUGACAAUAUUUGGUCUGAGGCGUGGAAGUGACCCUAUUGGUGUUAAAGGAGUGGAGGGCCUGGGGAGGGACACCGGAGGAGGUAAAUUUGCAAUUCAGCAGCAACCUGUUGUGCUCGAAGAACCACUGAGAGAGAGUAUAGAAAGUAGUCCUAAACCUGAGACUGAGCCCAUGACACGUGCUUCACCUCAAAAUGAGGCUACACCCUCGGAUUCUUUCAAGACCAAUGAACAGGCCGGCAACGUUAACACCUUUGUUAAGGACGAUUCUAAACACGGGUCCAGUACUGAGCCUAGUACAGGCCUAACGACUGUACCCAUUGUUACAGGGCCCAGCUCACUUCCCAUUUCACUCGCCUCCUCAGACGUGACAGAGAGGAAACAUAUGGACAGCAAAACAUUUAAAAACGAGGAGGAUCCUGGGCCCCUGCAGACCUCCACACCCAUUUCUCCCAUGCCUGGAUCCAUUACAGGUUUAACUCCAAUCACUUUUACUCCUCAUCCCGACCAAGAUUCUCGAAAUGUUCCUCCACUCAAACAAACUCCCCCUGACCCCUGCUCCAGUCCAGAUCUGGAACCCAGUUUUGGUGCUAGCCCAGCUUUAAUAAGCUUAGGUUCAUCCCCUCCUUCAUUUCCAAGCCAAACCAUGUCAUCUGGCUCUCUGUUGAAAACUCCUACCUCUCCAUUGACCAUCACACCAAGCCCUAAAUUAAGUUCACGAAGUAUAGCAUUAGAAUCUGCAAAACCUGUCCUCACUCCAAGCCUGAAACUGUCAGCGCUUCAAGUAACGUCUAGCGAACCGCCAUCUCCAUCCUUAGGCAAAAGCGCUAGUCCUUCACAAUCCCAACCCCCCUCACCUGCUCUUGAUGCUAGUCCAAAACUUGAAAUCAUGCAAGCAUCACCACAAACCUCCUCUUUAUCUCCAGCUGAUCAGAAUCCCUCCUUUGAAGGCUCACCACACUUGACUGCGAGGUCGGCACAUGCAACGUCUGCACCACCUACAAAUCUGACCAAGGGAGAUGUGGUUUCAAGCCCAAUAUCUCAGAAGGAAAGUGAUCAGUCUGACCAGUUGUCUAAAGACAGAUUGAAUAGUUUGCCUCUGUUGCCUUCUAGUCCACUGUCCCCUUCCUCACCAAUAGGGAGCAGAGUUAGUAGUGUGACCAUUGUUAAAGCCAGCCCUGACAGCAAGAGAGAGUUUUCUGUGGUGACUAUGGUAGAGGAAACUGAGCAGGAUGCUUCACAAAAAAGGCAAAGAGCAGAGACUUUCCUUUCAAGUACUGGGGAACCUGAGAGCCAAAGAGGAGAGACUUCUGGAGCAGAGAUUACGCCAUCUGUGAGUCAAGAUAAGGAUGAUAUGGUUGAGAUGGAGGAUAUUAAAGACUGCAAAGUGGCUCAGGUGGAAGAGGAGGAGAAGGUAGAAGAGACAGACAAAAGACAGGAUCCGACUCCUGGAAAAGACCAACACUGAGUCCAAGUGGGACUAACAUGGGACUUGCCUACACCACCAGAGGAGAGGAAUGGAGCGGUAGUAAUAAUUCAAUUCAACACAUGUAAACAUGCUUUUCAGAACUGAUGCAUAUGAUACUGAACUGAAACUCCACUUACUGAUCAGCAGCUUCUGCAGUCAGAUACUCUUCCACUGGAAGGUCCUGUGAGUCAUUUCAGACGAUUCACAACCAAUCACAUAUUGCACAUUUUGAAAAUCAUGCUCUUUCGAUGGAGACAUUUAUGUUUUUACUCCUUUGUAUAACUAUCAAUUAGUAGUUACAGUGAGAGGUCAGUGCUACAUUAUUGAUGAAGGCCUUCAAGUCCCCCUGAAACAAUGAACAGAGUGCGAUUUGAUUGUACAAAUGUGUUUCAUGUAAAAACAGGAGUCUAGGGAGGUCAGCCCCUUUGUGAAAAGCCUAGUCUACUUGAGCAGCAACCAACUACAACUCUGUCAUGACCCAUGACUGCUCGCUAGCAUGCAGGCCCUCUACACCUGUUGGUAACUGGCAGAAUACAGACCUGAAAAGUCAGCAAAGU
Sphaeramia orbicularis (orbiculate cardinalfish) is the source of this 2928-nucleotide messenger RNA. RefSeq names its product RELT like 2 (gene rell2). Gene Ontology annotation, biological process: positive regulation of p38MAPK cascade; positive regulation of cell-substrate adhesion. Bases 191 to 2371 code for a protein of 726 amino acids. NCBI's taxonomy places the organism in Eukaryota, Metazoa, Chordata, Actinopteri, Kurtiformes, Apogonidae. The record is from RefSeq and is a predicted model, not a curated record. The transcript is spliced from 7 exons.